UUUAAAAUGUACAUUUUAAUUUGUCUUUUUUAUAAUCAAGUCGCCAUGUCUGCAAUUUAAAAAAUGGCCAGGCAAUAUGAAAACAGCACAGUGUUGGUGGCUCAUGUCAGUGUCACGUGAUUAUCUUCUCAGCGAAGUUGCGCUCGUGAAAACAAUUAAAAGCGUUAAUAAAUGAAAGUGUUUAUCGACAUUUUCACUUUUGUUUUCUGAUUACAUCCAUAUGUGCUGAUGAUUCUUAAUAGUUCUUUUAAUUUUCCUGGCAGUAACCACUGAUGAAGCGGUACAUGUCUAUUUUCAGAAGCGUUCUUCACAGGUCGUACCGUUUUAGUGAACAGUGGGGAGACACCGGAAGUAAACGUCAUUGACACAGGAAUGGGCUAAAAUCAUCUUGGCAUCAAAAAAGAGAAUGUCAAAUAACUCUUAAGGGAGAUUUGGUCUUUUUGUUCAGCAUGAUUUGUUCCCUCAGCAUUGUCAAGGAAGCCACAUAGCUAAAUGGAGUCGGAGCAGCUGUUUAACAGAGGCUACUGCAGAAACAGCUACAACAGCAUCACCAGCGCCAGCAGUGACGAAGAGCUACUCGAUGGCGCCGGCGUCAUCAUGGACUUCCAUACCACCGAGGAUGACAAUCUGCUCGAUGGGGACGCUUCCCCAGGCUCUAACUACGCCAUGUCCAAUGGUGGAGGCGGAGCCGGAGGGGUGAGUAGCUCCACCCACCUGCUGGACCUGUUGGAGGAGCCCAUUCCGGGCGUGGGCACCUAUGACGACUUCCACACCAUCGACUGGGUCAGAGAGAAGUGUAAAGACCGUGAACGCCACCGCAAGAUCAACAGUAAGAAGAAGGAGUCGGCAUGGGAGUUCACCAAGAGCCUGUAUGACGCUUGGUCUGGGUGGCUGGUGGUGACAUUAACAGGGCUGGCUUCAGGUGCGUUGGCAGGUGUGAUAGACAUUGCUGCUGAUUGGAUGAAUGACCUGAAGGAGGGCGUGUGUCUGAGUGCCAUGUGGUUUAACCACGAGCAGUGCUGCUGGGGCUCUAACGAGACCACGUUCGCCGAGAGAGACAAGUGCCCGCAGUGGAAGACAUGGGCGGAGCUUAUCCUGGGCCAGGCGGAGGGUCCUGGUUCCUACAUCAUGAACUACUUCAUGUACACCUACUGGGCUUUGUCCUUCGCUUUCCUGGCUGUGUGCCUGGUCAAAGUGUUCGCCCCGUACGCCUGUGGCUCUGGCAUCCCUGAGAUUAAGACCAUCCUGAGUGGGUUCAUCAUCCGUGGCUACCUGGGGAAGUGGACUCUGGUGAUAAAGACCAUCACCCUGGUGCUGGCCGUGGCGUCAGGCCUGAGCCUGGGGAAGGAGGGCCCGCUGGUGCACGUAGCUUGUUGCUGUGGCAACAUCUUCUCAUACCUCUUCCCUAAGUAUAGCAAGAACGAGGCCAAGAAACGAGAGGUGCUGUCUGCGGCGUCGGCUGCUGGCGUGUCUGUGGCGUUUGGCGCUCCUAUAGGAGGUGUUUUGUUCAGCCUGGAGGAGGUGAGUUAUUACUUCCCACUGAAGACGCUGUGGCGGUCCUUUUUCGCCGCCCUGGUGGCAGCGUUCGUGCUGCGCUCCAUCAACCCGUUUGGGAACAGCAGGCUGGUGCUGUUUUACGUGGAGUACCACACACCGUGGUACCUGUUCGAGUUGGUGCCCUUCAUCCUGUUGGGCGUGUUCGGCGGCCUGUGGGGGGCCUUCUUCAUCCGCGCCAACAUCGCCUGGUGUCGCAGGCGCAAGUCCACACGCUUCGGUAAAUACCCAGUUCUGGAGGUGAUCACUGUGGCAGCCAUCACGGCCAUCGUGGCGUUCCCAAACCCGUACACGCGUCAGAACACUAGCGAGCUGAUCAAGGAGCUGUUCACAGACUGCGGGCCGCUGGAGUCAUCGCAACUGUGCCAGUACCGCAGCCAGAUGAAUGGCAGCCAGGCGUACCCAGCGGGCACAGACACUGCUACACCCGGCGUCUACUCAGCCAUGUGGCAGCUCAGCCUGGCGCUCAUCUUCAAGAUCAUCAUGACCAUCUUCACCUUUGGCUUGAAGGUGCCGUCGGGCCUGUUCAUCCCCAGCAUGGCGAUCGGGGCCAUCGCCGGGCGCAUAGUGGGCAUCGCCGUCGAGCAGCUGGCCUAUUACCACCACGACUGGUUCCUGUUUAAAGAGUGGUGCGAGGUGGGCGCCGACUGCAUCACCCCCGGCCUGUAUGCCAUGGUGGGCGCUGCCGCCUGCUUGGGUGGUGUAACUCGAAUGACCGUCUCCCUGGUGGUCAUCGUGUUUGAGCUGACCGGCGGCCUGGAGUACAUCGUGCCACUGAUGGCGGCGGUGAUGACCAGUAAGUGGGUGGGCGACGCGUUUGGGCGAGAGGGCAUCUACGAGGCGCACAUCCGCCUCAACGGCUACCCCUUCCUGGACGCCAAGGAGGAGUUCACGCAUACCACGCUGGCACGCGAGGUGAUGCGACCGCGGCGGAGCGACCCGCCCCUGGCAGUGCUGACGCAGGACGACCUGACGCUGGCCGAGCUGCAGGCCGUCAUCAGCCAGACGAGCUACAACGGCUUCCCCGUCAUCGUCUCUAAGGAGUCUCAGAGACUGGUGGGAUUCGCCCUGCGCAGAGACAUCACCAUCGCUAUAGAAAACGCCCGGCGGAAGCAGGAAGGCAUCGUGCUCAACUCACGGGUGUAUUUCACGCAGCAUGCCCCGACGCUGCCGGCCGACAGCCCCCGGCCCCUGAAGCUCCGCAGCAUCCUGGACAUGAGUCCCUUCACCGUCACCGAUCACACGCCCAUGGAGAUCGUGGUGGACAUCUUCCGGAAGCUGGGACUGCGGCAGUGCCUCGUCACCCACAACGGGAUUGUAUUGGGCAUCAUCACUAAGAAGAAUAUUUUAGAGCAUCUGGAGGAGCUCAAGCAGCACACGGAGCCCCUGGCGUCUCCUUGGUAUUAUCACAAAAAAAGACAUCCUUCGUCAUAUGGCCCAGAUGGCAAACCAAGACCCCGAGUCCAUAAUGUUCAACUAGUGCCCUCCUUAACUGGAUGUGAGGAGCAGGAGGAGAGUGAAGAGGAGGUCCGCCUGCUGGACCAUACGUCCCACUGACCAUAUGGCCCCUUUGUGUCCCUCCCCUACCCCAUGCCAUGGCAUUCAAGUGGCCAAUGGCAGCCUGGUGGAAAUCUCUGGAUCUCGGAUAGGCCUUCAGGAAGGGAAAGGACUUCCAUUGAGGAGCCUGGUUGCUGGAAGAGGCUCAGAGAUGGUGUAGAGCUCCAGCCCUGCCUGCCACCCUGGUUAACAGACCUCCACAUGCUAACAUGCUAAAGCUAACGUAAAUACUUGAAGGCAUGUGCCUAUGCUGGCCACGCACAUGGCCCCCAGACACCGUCACUGAACCCCACCUGGCCUUCCCGACCGAGAGGCCACACUACUGGGAGUGAAAGGUCAAGAUGAUCCGCUCAAUGGCGAGGAGGGACCUUCACAGAACCUGAGUUACCUACUGCUGUGACCCCUGCCAUUCUCACACUGAACUCUCCAACCAUUGUUUACCUGUAAACUGUGUGAGUUUGAGGCAGGGAGAGAGUGUGUACAUGUGAGAAGUAUGUUUGUGUGAGAGAGAACAAAAAUUAAGCUCCUUCAUAUUUCAGUCAGUAUGUGCUUGGGUGCCCAGGAUAGAGGUGUGAGUGUGUGUGGGUGUGUGCGCGCGUAUGCAUGCAAGACUGACUGGCAAUGAUUUGUACAAAUAAGUAUGAUGAGAAAAUGAUGAUCCAUCAAGUAUUUAAUGUUGAGAUGAUCAAAUGUAAAAAAGAGAUCAGCCUGAUAUGAAGUCACCUAACGUGAACCUCUUUUGUUUGCUUGGCUGUUUUUCAACCUUCUCCACUGCAAACCUUUGGUACGUGGCUGAACUGUCAGGUGAAGAAUAGCAUCUGGCUCUCUGUGCAUCCGUAAAACAGCAAACUUUUAAAUGUGGAUUUCCUUACAUUUUGUUACUGGAAAUGGGAAAAUAACUUUCUUUUCAAGCUACUAUUAUUGCUGCUACCUUUUAGAUGUAUCGAUCAUGUAAUUUACCAAGUCCUUGUGUUUUAAAACAAAAUAUGACUUGACACAGCACUUGUUUUUAAAGGUCCUACCAUGUAAUGGUCAAUGUGUGCUCUUCAUGAAUCAUUUUCAAUGUCAUACAGGCGCCAUCACCCAGCAUGUGUGGCCAUAGAUCGUUUUGUGGUGUGUGAUUUGGAGAGCCUUGCAUUGUGUGCCUUCGGGACUAGUUUUGGAAUGUGUGUUGAAUGUGAGGGGCCUUCCUCACACAAAACCAUCAUGUUCUUUCCGCUCACAUUGAAGCUUGUGCUUUAAAUAGCUAAAGCAACAUUGCAUCUUUGGUCAUACACCUAGGGCCUUUGAGUUUGGUUCCUUACAAGCAUCGUAAUCCUUGCGCGCCCUUAGGACGUCCUAUGUGUGCUUCCUCUCAUUGUUUCUGCAACCAGUAAAAUUGUGCUGCACGUUGAACUGAGUCCGCUAAUGGCACAGCUGUUUCUGAAAUCUGGAAGUUAAGAAAGCUAAAGAACAAUCUCAAAUAUCUGGCGUCAUUACAGCCAUUUACACUGGCAAAUGCAUAAGGUCUUGAGAUGCAAUUUCUCAUGUGGCUUAAAUGGAGAUGGUAAUGAGUAGGUGGUGAGACUUUUUUGAGAUGCGGACAACACCAUGUUCACUUAAAAGGUGAUUUUGCCAAAUGAUAUCAAGUAACGUAAUAAGUGGGUCCACGGGAGUUUGUAACCAGAGGUGUGAUAUUCAGGCUCAGAAACUAAACUUCCUCUGUAGGCUUUGUUUCUACCACCUGAAUUUGUUGACUCAAGCAGGUGGGUUGAAUUGACUGAAAUUCAGUGGCUGAUAAAUUGUGGCAGGGCUUUUGCUUUUGGGACCUUAACCCUCAUGCCACCGUGUGACACACAACUAAACAUGGUCGCAUGCUCAGAACCUAUGUGUAGUAACAUGGAGGUUGUUUACCUACUGUUGGGCAAUUCUCAUAUGGGUGGGAGAGCCAGGAUCCGUUUGGAUGUUUGUAAACAGUCAUGUGCUCAGCAGUGUCAUGCAUUGCUGCUGCUUUCUAUAUUUUGUUUUCGCACUACCUUUUUACAUUCAGUUAAAAUUUUGGAAGCACUUAAUUUUUCCCUGAAAAAAAUGUUACCUCAUCUAAAACAAACCAGUGGGGGCUCUCUACAUCUGCUUUCUUUGUUUCUGUAGUGACACUCACUAGAGCCUUAGCCAAGUAAGGCUUAGAAAGGAGGUGAGUACCUCGCAUCUCAUUUGCAGUUGGUGUGUUUGUCAAUAAGUGAACAAAAAAAAUGGAUUAAAUAUGCUCCUCCAGUUUUUAUUUAUAGUGCUAGACUUGUACAUUAAUGUAAAUUUUAAAUACAACUGCGUAUGAUUGUACAUUUGAAACAAAUAUGUAAAAUAAAAUUGCUUAAAAUCAA
Molecule: messenger RNA, 5471 nt
Organism: Electrophorus electricus (electric eel)
Lineage: Eukaryota; Metazoa; Chordata; Actinopteri; Gymnotiformes; Gymnotidae
Gene: clcn3
Product: chloride channel 3
Biological process (GO): transmembrane transport; chloride transport
Cellular component (GO): plasma membrane; early endosome; synaptic vesicle
Molecular function (GO): voltage-gated chloride channel activity; chloride:proton antiporter activity
Source: RefSeq, a predicted model, not a curated record